AUGGCCACUUUUGCAGAGCAACCAGUUAACACUAUGGCCUCGAACGACUUCACCUUGUACCCCUACUCAGACCAGUGGAACCAAGAUCACUCCUACCUUCCCACAUCAACAUACGCGGAUCAAGCAUACAUAAACGCAACGACCUUUGACUCAUAUCAAAGCCAGUACAGCUACGCGCCCUUCCCUGAUCAGUUCAACGACUUCAACGAUCGCCCUGUACAGCAAUCGAAAGCGCACCUUCAAGCUCCGAGCGCGCAUCACUCCCCGGCCAACUCCGCGUCACAUUCGUUCGAUUAUAACCCAGCAGUGUCCGACUCGGGUGCGUCAGUCCAGAGUACGAUCUCUUCCGCAAUGGGCUCGCCUUCAGCGCAUCCACAGUCCAGCGAUUGGCACCAACAGCAGAACAUGUACCCAGGCAUCGUUCAGCAAUCCGACAGCUUAUACGCAACAAGCAGCUUCGACUUCGAAACCAUUCCGGCCACUGACAAGGGCUGUGUUGAUCCCUCUCUAAUCCAGCCUUACUCCCCACCUCCCCAAUACACUGGCUCCCAGUUUUCGGAAGCACAACAGCAAAACCUCCCAUACCCUGCAAUCGCCUCCCCCAAGACCUCGAUCCACAGCCCAAGAGCACAUAGCGUAAAGCAUCAGGGAUCCGCCUCUCCAUAUGUUCGCCAGCAGUCAUGGCAACCAUAUCCACAGCAACAUCAAGGCUCGCGACGACAGUCGAUCUCAUCGAUACAUUCACGACACAGCCAGAACUCGCAUUCGUCGGAGGACUCGAACAAGGGUCUUUGCCCGAUUGCGACAUGCGGAAGGCAUGUCAAGGAUCUCAAGGCACAUAUGCUCACACACCAGAACGAGCGUCCAGAGAAGUGCCCAAUACCGACAUGCGAGUACCACACAAAGGGCUUUGCUCGCAAGUACGACAAGAACCGACAUACCCUCACUCACUACAAAGGUACCAUGGUCUGCGGCUUCUGUCCUGGUAGCGGCAGCGCCGCAGAGAAGAGCUUCAACCGCGCUGAUGUCUUCAAGCGACACUUGACUUCAGUACACGGCGUAGAGCAGACACCGCCGAACGCCAGGAGAAAGAGCCCGCCACAAGCAUCCAAGAAGCCGUUUGGUUCAUCGCGCGAGGUGUCCGGAAUGUGCUCUACCUGCGGCAACACCUUUGCAAGUGCGCAGGACUUCUAUGAGCAUCUUGACGACUGUGUCCUUCGCGUGGUCCAGCAGGCCGAUCCUGGCGAAGCAGUCAACGAGAAGUUGCUCACUCAGAUCUCAGAGGACAAGGAGGUCCAGGAAACACUCGAGAAGCACAUGCUUCCAACGAACCUCGACGGCCCGACCUCUUUCGACGAAGAGGAUGUCGACGAGGAUGAUGACGCGGAUGAGGAUGACGCCAACGACAGCACAUAUGGCAGCCGAAGGUCGAAGAAGCUCGGCAAGAACGGUUCUCGCAUCGCCAACAACGGUGCCAUCAGCAAGCCCACCAAGAAGGGCAUGACAUACUCCAAGAAUGGUGUUCCAUUGACCGGUCUCGCCGGCAAGGGCUCCAAGCGGAGAAAGAACUACCCUCUCUCUUGGGGUGCAGCCCCAGACAAGAUGAGGAUGAGGAAGCGUGUCAUCUGCGUCUACGACGGCCAGCGUCGACUGAUGAAGGAUGACAUGAUGCUCGACGCCGACCACGAAGUCCGCAUUCCACUUCCCGGUGACGACCGGGCCUGGGUCACCGACCUCGACGUCCAGACGCUCCGCAGAGCGGAGGGUUUCCUCAAUGCAACUGAGGAAGAGAAGGGACCAUGGAUCCAGGAUGAUGACGAGCUUGAACGACUCAUGUCGACGUAG
Molecule: messenger RNA, 1845 nt
Organism: Fulvia fulva
Lineage: Eukaryota; Fungi; Ascomycota; Dothideomycetes; Mycosphaerellales; Mycosphaerellaceae
Exons: 2
Coding region: 1-1845 (614 amino acids)
Source: RefSeq, a predicted model, not a curated record